GCUUUCUCACCGCCAUUUGGUGGUAGGGUGCGAACUUUUGUUCCUUGGCGUUGCAGCUCACAUCCAUCCUUUCAUGCCGGCCCUAAUUCAUACACUAAAGCCUCGAGAGGAAAAGAGGUGGAAGCAAUAACCCAACGUUAUGGCAGAAGCAGCAGCGGUAUCAAUUGCCUCCUCCAUUCUGGAGAUUGUGAUCCAGAAGCUGGGCUCUGGCCUAUGGAAGGAGAUGGGAUUUGCGAGCAGCGUCAAGAAAGAUGUGGAGAACCUACAAAGCGUCUUAAUAACUAUUAAUGAUGUUCUUUAUGACGCUGAGAGCAGAUCCAUCAGCGACAAAGCUCUGCACGGCUGGCUAAGGAAGCUCAGAGACGCUGCUUUUGAUGCAGAUGAUGUGGUGGACGAGUUCCAAACUGAAGCACUAAGACAAAAGAUUGAGGAAAACAAUUGCAUCAUCCGAAAGGUGCGUGACUUUUUUUCCCUCAACAACCCAAUUAUAUUUCAUCAUAAGAUUGCUCGCAAAAUAGAAGAGAUCAGAGAGCGAUUGGACCAAAUUUCAGAAGAGAGAUUGAAGUUUCAUUUGAGCGAGAAAUCCAUCCCGGAUAGACCUUUAGAGCGAGAGACCUACUCAUUUGUGGUCGAAUCUGAAAUUUACGGCAGGGAUGAUGAUAAAGAGGAGGUCAUAAAUUUCUUGGUUCAUGUGGAUACCGAUAAGGAUGUCUCGGUUCUCCCAAUAGUUGGUUUGGGUGGAGUUGGGAAGACCACGCUUGCUCAGUUAGUCUAUAAUGAUAGAAGGAUAGGGGAACAUUUUGAACUUCGGAUGUGGGUUUGUAUUAGCGAGAAUUUUGACAUUCCAAGGAUAAUAAGAGCAAUUGUUGAACGAGUGACGGGAACAAAUUGCGAGCUGUCUGACAUAGAGAUGAUGCAGUCUCUUCUUCGAGAAAAACUAAGAGAGCGGAGAUUUCUACUUGUUCUCGAUGACGUGUGGAAUGAGGAGGAAGCUGAAUGGGAAAGACUAAAACCUUUGCUGAGGGGUGGCAAGAAGGGAAAUAAAAUCGUAGUAACCACCCGCAGUAAAAGAGUUGCUUGCAUAAUGGGUAGCUCUGCACCACUGAGAUUGCAAGGGUUAUCGAUUGCUGACUGCUGGACUUUGUUUAGGCAGAGGGCGUUUGGGUUGGGGAGAGGAGAAGAGACCCCAAGAUUGGCAGAAAUAGGGAAGGAGAUUGUCCAGAAGUGUGGAGGUUUGCCGUUAGCUGCAAAGGCUCUUGGAAGCCUAAUAAGCUCCAAGAGAGGGGAGGUGGAGUGGUUAGCUGUCAAAAAUAGUGAAAUCUGGAAAUUACCUGCGAAGGAGACUGGAAUAUUACCUGCCUUAAGAUUGAGUUAUGAUCAUUUGCCAUCUCAUUUGAAGCCAUGUUUUGCCUACUGUUCGUUGUUCCCAAAAGAUUUUAGAAUUGAUAGAGAGAGAUUGAUUCAGUUGUGGAUCGCAGAAGGGUUCAUUCAACCAUCAGAUAGUAAUAUGGAUUUGGAGAACAUUGGCAAUCAGUUUUUCAAUGAUUUGCUAUGGAGGUCUUUUUUUCAGGAUGCAGAAAGGGAUUCUGAUGGUAACGUGACCGUGUGCAAGAUGCAUGAUCUAGUCCAUGACCUUGCUUGCUGUGUCAUAGGUGAUGAGGCCGUCAUCAUGGAGGUCGACAAGGACACGAGCAUUUCCCAUCGAUGUCGCUAUUCAUCUGUUGAUUUUAAUAAGGACAAAUCCUCAGAAUGUUUACAGCUUGCCUACAAAACAAAGAAAUUGAGAUCACUCAUAUUUUUGCAUUUUCCUUCUGAAGAAGCAAAUGUCAAAAAUUUUGUCUUCUAUGUGGUGUCAAAUCUUACUUAUUUGCGUGUAUUGGACCUACAGAACACAUGCCUUGAAAAGUUAUCCAACAGAAUAGGAAGGUUAAAACAUCUGAGGUUCCUAGACCUAUCAAAUACAUUAAUUCAGGCAUUACCUAACUCAAUUGCUUCUCUCCACAACUUGCAAGUGUUGAACCUUAGCUAUUGUGGUAAUCUUUUUGAGUUGCCCAAAGACAUGAGAAAAAUGAAAAAUCUACGACAUCUAUGCAUCAUCGGAUGUCCUCGUUUGACUCAGAUGCCACCUAAAAUGAGGCAGCUGAGGAAUCUUCGAACGCUGUCAGUGUUUGUUGUGAGCGAGAGGGAUGGAAGCAGUAUCGUGGAACUGCAAGAUCUCAACCUGAUUGGUAGCUCUCUUGAAAUCAGAAAUCUUCAUAAAGUGAAGGAUCCGAAGGAAGCAAUGCAAGUAAAUUUGGAGGCAAAGACAAACCUGCAGUCGUUGACAUUGUCAUGGAACGGACAUUCGGAUUGGGCACCGACACCGUCUUCUACAAAAAUGGUGGAGGAUGUGUUUGAAAGGCUCCAACCUCAUCCUAAUUUAAAGGAGGUGACAAUAAGCGGCUACAUGGGCAUCAGAUUACCCACUUGGAUGGCAAGGGCAGAAGUAGUGUCAACUUUAUUUUCAAAUCUGGUCGAGCUCAGUUUGUGGGAUCUGAGGAGGUGUGAGCAUCUUCCACCACUCAGCCAAUUGCGCUCUCUGAAGCGUCUCGAUAUAGCUGGAAUGCAUGCUUUGAGGAAAAUAGAAGAGGAGGGUGGCACCAUGCCUGUUCCGUUAGAAGAGUUCAGAUUAUCAGACAUGCCUGAAUUGGAGGAGUGGCAUGUAAAUCCAACAACAGAAUUGUUCCCUCAUCUUAGAUUAUUGGACAUCCAUUUCUGCCCCAAACUAAUAGUGCAGCCAUGCAUCCCAUCCUCAGUGAAGAAUCUUAUGAUAUCAAGCAAUCACAUGCUGUUAUCGGCAGCAAGCAUUAGAGUGUUGUCCAAACUUGAACAAUUGUGCAUCUGUUGCUGUGGAGUAUCAUCAAAGUCUGGGUGGUGGGAUGGGCUGCAAUACCUCACUGCCCUUCAGUAUCUACAUAUUUUAGGGUGUGAUGAGCUGAAUUGUCUGCCGGAGGGUGUUAUGUACUUGUCCUCACUCCGAAAUCUUCAUUUGAAGAAUAACAGAAAUCUAAAGAGUCUAGAAUGGGGAAGAAGGGAGCCUCUGUUCACUGCCCUCUGCAGUCUGGUGAUAGAUGGUUCCCCUGCAUUGACUGCUUUGCCGGAGUGGGUAGGGGGCCUCACCUCGCUUCAGUUUUUAUCACUUAGGUGUUGUGACAACCUCGCAAUCCUGCCAGACCUCCCUGUGCUUCAGGAGCUGUGGAUUAAGAACUGCCCGCUUCUAGCAAGGCGAUGCGAGAGGUGGAGAGGUGAGGAGUGGCACAAGAUUGCUCACAUCCCAAAUAUCAGCAUAGGAGUAGAAAAGGAGGAAUAUAGAGAAGAAACCAGCAAAGAAUUUAGCUUCCCCACAAAAUUUGUUAGCCGGUUAACUUAAGGAUGCUGCAUUGAUCAUAGUUGAGGUUUCAGUAGCAGCUACAUUCCAUGGAAGUAAACUCUUUUGGACUGCAUGCUUUCAUUGAAUGGUCUUCAAUUGUAACCAUUGUGUUCUUGCUGAGUUCGGUGGUAUUUGGACUAGGGUUCAGCAUAUUGACAGAUUUUUGGCUGACACCUGAUUCUCACCAUCCCAUUGGAUCACUUGCACUUGACACAGACAGUGCCACAGCACAGGGUAUGGAAAAUGGCACGGCACAGUUUUUGUACUCCUCCAUGUUUGAGGACUCUGAAAAUGGCACGGACAGAAAGCCAUGCUACUUUUCCACCCAUUAUAAAUUCUGCAUUAAGCUGGAAUGCUAUCUAUUAUCCACUUUUCAAUCUCUUGUAUGUGGCUAUGUUGCCUUAUUGUAUGCUGAGGGAUUCUGUUUUCUGUCAUACUCUCAUGUAAAACCUGGCUUUUGAUUUUUCAAUAAAUUUGGAUGGCUCACUUGGCCUCUAUUAACCUUCAAAAAAAUAAAAUAAUUCUACAAUCAU
Molecule: messenger RNA, 3942 nt
Organism: Elaeis guineensis (African oil palm)
Lineage: Eukaryota; Viridiplantae; Streptophyta; Magnoliopsida; Arecales; Arecaceae
Product: disease resistance protein RGA2
Molecular function (GO): ADP binding
Source: RefSeq, a predicted model, not a curated record